This is a messenger RNA of Triticum aestivum (bread wheat), 1738 nucleotides long. Its product is annotated as pentatricopeptide repeat-containing protein At1g07590, mitochondrial. Gene Ontology annotation, molecular function: protein binding. NCBI's taxonomy places the organism in Eukaryota, Viridiplantae, Streptophyta, Magnoliopsida, Poales, Poaceae. The record is from RefSeq and is a predicted model, not a curated record. Gene Ontology annotation, cellular component: mitochondrion. The transcript has a single exon. The annotation marks the transcript as partial.
UUUGUUCCCCUACAGGUCAUGGAAUGGGUGAUCAGAGAGAGACCCUACAAGCUGAGUGAGCUUGAUUACUCCUAUCUCCUAGAGUUCACGGCUAAAGUUCAUGGCAUUUCUGAAGCCGAGAGCCUCUUCCUCCGUAUACCUCAAGAAUUCCGGAAUGAGCUGCUCUACAAUAACCUUGUAAUGGCUUGUUUGGAGCAGGGCUUGAUUAAGCUUUCAUAUGGUUACCUGAGGAAGAUGAGGGAACUGUCCCUGCCAAUUUCACCGUACGUUUACAAUCGCUUGAUCAUCCUCCAUUCUUCUGAGGGGCGUAGGAAGACUAUCUCCAAAAUCCUCGCUCAGAUGAAAGCCAGUAGAGUGACCCCCCACACCUCAACCUACAACAUCUUGCUGAAAAUACAGGCCAAUGAUCACAAUAUUGAUGGAGUGGCGAGGGUGUUCAGUGAUAUGAAAAGAGCAAAGAUUGAGCCAAAUGAGAUCACUUAUGGCAUUCUAGCAAUUUCACAUGCUGUAGCAAGGCUAUAUACUGUUUCCCAGACAUACAUAGAAGCCAUCAAGAAUUCUAUGACAGGUACUAACUGGUCUACACAGGAAAUUCUUCUUAUCCUGUAUGGGUACCUUGGAAAGGAACAUGAGCUAAAGAUGACGUGGAACCUCAUGCAAUGCCUUCCUCAUAUUCGAUCCAAAAGCUUUACACUAGCAAUUGAAGCAUUUGGAAAGGUUGGCUGUGUUGAGCAGGCAGAAGAGAUUUGGCGAGAGAUCAAAUCAACAAGGAAGCUAAAGCUUACAGAACAGUUCAAUUCCAUGUUAUCAGUUUACUGCAGGCAUGGCCUUGUGGAUAAAGCAGCGGCCGUGUUCAAAGAAAUGAGAGCAAGUGGUUGUCAACCAAAUGCUAUUACGUAUCGUCACUUGGCAUUGGGUUGCUUGAAAGCAGGUUUUGUGAAACAAGCUGUGAACACAAUGGAUAUGGGAAAAAAGGAAGUUGUCACAAGGAAGGUGAAAAGUUCAACACCAUGGUUGGAGACCACUCAUUUAUUGCUUGAAAAUUUUGCAGAGAUUGAUGACUUAGAAAAUGCGAAGAAAGUUUUUGCAGAACUGAAUGAAUCAAAGUACUGUAGAAAUUCCUUUGUGUAUAAUACCCUUCUAAAAGCUUAUGUUAAAGCAAAAGUUUAUGAGCCAGAUUUUGUAAAGACGAUGAUUUUGAGAGGUGCAAUGCCUGACGCCGAGACACAUAGCCUUCUGGGACGUGGCUCGUCUGACGUACGGCCCACACACUGACGUGUGGGCCCGGACCCACCCAUCAGCGGCCCAACGGUAGGGGGCCGUACGUCAGGGGAUCCGGCUCCAGCCUUCUGAGACUGAUUGAACAGUACAAGACAUGAUACUGUCCAUACAGUAACCACUAACCAACUGCCGGGGCUUUGAAGGAUUAGGAUGAAAAGGAAACAUCAGUGCUAAGUUGAGCCAUUUCUUCUGCACACGAUGCAUUCAAUCGUCAUUUGACUGUGGGAGUGGUACAUGAACAUGUGCACAAUCCAAUUGAUGAAUGCACCUUCUUUUGGUAUCCAAGCAGGUUGCCCAAAACUUGCAUGGUCAAAAUAUCGAAACUGGUGUUUCCUUUGUGUAUGAGUUGCAUAAAACAAUCAGUUAGGUCAGCGAGUCUUUGUUAGAAUGUAUAGUUUUUUUAUUGCCAUUUUGAUUUUGUUUCUGAAACAUUGCAGGAGAUCUGCAUUUCACUUAA